Stegostoma tigrinum is the source of this 8332-nucleotide messenger RNA. It is a transcript of the gene myo16, whose product is annotated as myosin XVI. The coding region runs from base 329 to 6037 and encodes 1902 amino acids. Lineage: Eukaryota; Metazoa; Chordata; Chondrichthyes; Orectolobiformes; Stegostomatidae. The transcript has 35 exons. Gene Ontology annotation, molecular function: actin filament binding; ATP binding; cytoskeletal motor activity. Gene Ontology annotation, biological process: neuron projection morphogenesis; phosphatidylinositol 3-kinase/protein kinase B signal transduction; negative regulation of G1/S transition of mitotic cell cycle. The record is from RefSeq and is a predicted model, not a curated record. Gene Ontology annotation, cellular component: myosin complex; nucleoplasm; perinuclear region of cytoplasm.
UUAUGUCCUAGUUUGAGGAACCUAAUGUUUGAAAUGCUUCCUUUGUCACUUGUCUGCACAUAGGUGCAAACAAGUACAUGACAGAGAAUUGAGGUCAUCUUACACCGUAGAGUGACUAUAAGCUUUAUUCUUAUUUUAUGUGCCGCUGUUUUUAAGGGUGAACCUUUGAGAUCCUCCAAUUGUAUUAGCAACAAACCUGGGGACUCGUAUUGCAGCAAAUAAUCUUCAGCAGCAGGUCAUCUAAAUGCGUAAGCAAUUAGACCGUCCUUGCAAGUUUCGGCUUUUAAAUAUUUGUGUUUCAAAUUGCUGAAAGUGCAAGCCAACAGCAAUGCUGCGAUGGAAACCAAACAUGUGGGACCUGCAUGAAAAGGCCCAACAGGAGGAGACAUCGUUGAAAGUAAAAUAUCCGGUGCCUUCAUUGGCCAUUCAAGGGUAUCAAGAAGGAAGAAGAAUGUCAUCAGAGAGGUUGGCAUCUUCUGAGCCCAUCUGGAACAGUGAGGAAAGGGGACGGAGUGGUUGCUACCAACUCUGUAAUGUUUUCCGAACACAUGACAUGGAAAUCGACCAGUGCUUGCUGGAGUCACUGCCUUUAGGACAGCGACAACGACUCGUGAAGCGAAUGCGUUGUGACCAAAUAAAGGCCUACUAUGAGCGUGAGAAACUUCUUCAAAAACAGGAAGGGUUCAAAUACAAACAGAAACAUGGGAAGAAAAACAAGGUCCACUUCAACUCAUCAGACAUAAUCCAAGAAGCUAUUAUACGACAUGAUGAUAAAGAAGUCUUGAAGGUGCUGAAGGAUGGUACUGACCCCAACACCUUGAUUUCCUCAGGAGGCUCACUGCUGCAUCUGUGCGCUCGAUAUGACAACAUCUUUGCUGCCGAGAUUCUAAUUGAAAGGGGAGUGAAUGUCAAUCGACAAGAUGAGGAUUUAUGGACUGCUCUGCAUGUAGCAUGUGCGUGUGACAAUCCUGACAUUGUUCUGCUUCUCAUGUUGGCUGGAGCCAAUGUACUAUUACAAGAUAUCAAUGGGAAUAUUGCACUGGAUUACACAAUGGAAGGCACAGAAUCAAGCUCCAUUCUUCUGCGACAUCUAGAAGAUAAUGGUGUUGAUGCAAAUUCUUUGAGACAGAUGAAAAUGCAACGUCCUUCCAAAAUGUUGGCAGAUGUUAGGAAUCUCUUGGCAGCUGGUGGGAAUGUCAAUCAAAUGAAUGAUGAAGGAGUCACGCUGUUACAUAUGGCAUGUGCUAGUGGCUACAAGGAUGUCUCCACCCUACUGCUGGAGAAUAAAGCUGACACUGAUGUUCCUGAUAACUGCUAUUGGACACCACUUCAUCUCGCUGCAAAAUAUGGACAGAUUGCCAUUGUGAAAUUGCUUCUGAAGCAUCAUGCAAAUCCUAAUCUCCUUAACUGUAAUGAGGAGAAGCCCUCAGAUGUUGCAACGUCUGAAUGUAUUGAAGAUAUAUUGCUGAAAGCAGAGGAAGAUUGGAAAGAGACUUGGAAACAAUCUGCACCAUUUUGUGCUGAUCCAGAAAUGCAAGAGGAAACAUAUGAAGAAAUCACGCACGAUGCUCCUGUGCCAGUGAAAAAACUGAACCCACUUGUCCUGUCCAUUGCCAAGCAGGAUAGCAUGUUGGAAAAAGAUAUAAUGUUUAAAGAUGCCUCUGGGAGUUUGUGUAAACAAAAUUCACAAGACAGCAACAGCGACAAUCCAACAGUGAACAGCACAUCAAAACCUGACCAGGUGAAGCUGAUUCCUCCUGCUCCAAACGAUGACCUUUCCACUUUGAGUGAAUUGACAGAUAGAAGCCUUCUGUAUGAAAUCCAGAAGCGAUUCACCAAUGAUCAGAUAUAUACAUAUAUUGGACAUAUUUUGCUGCUGGUAAAUCCAUAUAAAGAACUUCCAAUAUAUUCCACCAUGAUCACCCAACUUUACCUGAGUAAUACAGUGAGGUUGAGUUCCUCACUCCCACCACACAUAUUUUCAUGCACUGAAAGAGCUUAUCAUAUGAUGAUACAGGAGCAAAGGUCACAGUGCUUCAUCCUAAGUGGUGAAACUGGAUCAGGCAAAACAGAAGCUUGCAAACACAUUGUGAAGCACCUGGCAUGUAGAUCUAUGACCACUGAGUGUGUGCUUGAAGCAAAGAUUAACCACGUCAGCUGUGUGUUGGAAUCUUUUGGCCAUGCAAAAACAACACUGAAUGAAAAUUCCAGUCGAUAUAUAAAAUACCUAGGAUUGCAGUUCAGUGAAAACAACAGGACUUUAAUUGGAGCCAGAGUUUACACCUACUGUUUAGAGAAAUCUCGUCUUGUCUCCCGUCCACCUAACCAGUACAAUUUUCAUAUUUUCUACCUGAUGAUUGAUGGCCUGUCAACUGAGGAAAAGUGUGCUCUGUACCUCAGCAAUCCUUCUGUCCACAGGUAUAUGAACCGAAAUUCACAAGAUGAGGUGACAGCAGCCGAAACAGUUCAAAACAGAGACAGGUUUCUUGCUGUAAAGCAAGCUUUAAGAAACUUAGGUUUCAACAACCUGGAAGUUGACAACCUGUUUUUGAUUCUGUCUGCAAUUUUGCUUCUUGGGGAUAUCCAGUUUUUGGCUGUGACAGAUACUGAGGUAGCUUAUGUGUCAGAUGUGCAAUUGGUGGAACAAGUGGCUGGCAUUCUUCAAGUGUCACCAGAUGACCUCAGUUCAGCCUUAACAUCUGAUGUUCAGUGUUUUAAAGGGGAUAUGAUUUUGAAGAGACACACGGUGGAUGUUGCAAAUUUUUAUCGGGACCUUCUGGCAAAGUCCCUUUAUAGUCGUCUUUUUAGCUUCUUGGUGAACAGUAUAAAUAAUUACCUACAGAGUCAGGAUGAUGGGGAAGGCAGUUCAGCAUUUGAAAUUGGAAUAUUGGACAUCUCUGGCUUUGAAGAAUUUCAGAAAAAUGCUUUUGAACAGCUUUGUACCAACAUGACGAAUGAGAAGAUCCAUCAGUAUAUACGCGAGACACUCUUUCAACAACAGCAGGUGGAAUAUAUGCAAGGAGGUGUCUCCAUGGAAACAGUGAACUCUCCUGGCAACCACAAUUCUGUUCUGGACUUCUUUUUUCAGAAACCUAGUGGCUUUUUAUCGAUGCUGGAUGAAGAAAGCCAGACUCUUCGAUCAAUGGAACAAAGCCUCAGCAAACGGCUGCAGUCCCAUUUGGAAACAGCUCAUACAAAUGCUGUUUACAUGUCUACGAAGGAUGGAAAUGGGAACAUUCCAUCAAAGGAUCCAGGCUCAGCAUUCACUAUCAUGCAUUACGCAGGAAGGGUAACCUAUGAUUUAACAGGAGCGAUUGAAAAGAACAGAGAUUCGCUUUCCCAAAGCCUGUUUUUUAUUAUGAAAACCAGCGAAAAUGUUGUUAUUCACCAAUUCUUCCAGUCCAAAUUGACCCAAACUGGUUCCCUUAUUCCCUUACAUCAUCACUUGAGCCUUAGAGGGUCCAAAGCAUUGAUGAUGUCAAAGAAUCGAUGUUCUACUUCUCGAACCAAAGGACCAAAAAAGUUUCUGGACAUUAACAGCAAGUUCCUGAAAAAAAAGACAACAGCAACGUUUCUACAACGAUUAGAGUGGGGUGGGCCCAUAACGCUGGCUUCCCAGCUUAGGAGUUCCAUUCGUGAUAUAAUGGGAAAGCUCCAGAAUUCAACUCCUCACUUUGUGUAUUGCAUCAAACCCAACACAUCCAGGCAGGCCGAAAUGUUUGACAACUUCUAUGUAUCAGCUCAGUUGCAGUACAUUGGUGUCCUGGAGAUGGUGAAGAUGAUCCGCCAUGGAUACCCUUUGAGGCUAUCUUUCAGUGACUUCCUCACGAGGUACAGGGUUCUGGCUGACAUAGUACUGAGCGACAGAAAAAAACUUUCUGCAGAAGAGAAGUGUUGCCUCAUCCUCCAACAAUGUAAAUUACAGGGAUGGCAGAUGAGCCAGAGUGAAGUGUUUAUGAAGCACUGGCAAACAGAUCAUCUCAAUGAGCAAUGUCAUCAUUUGCAAAAGAAAAUUAUUAUCUGCCAAAAAGUUGUCAGAGAAUUUCUAGCCCGCCAGCGGCUGCUACAAAAGAUGAACAUCAAACAGCAAGAGGUCAACUCCAUUGAAAGCUUUUUGCAGUCUGCGGAAGAUAUGGGACUGAAAACAUAUGAUUCUUUGGUCAUUCAAAAUGCUUCUGACAUUGCACGGGAAAACGACAGGAUCAGGAAUGAACUUAAUGCAGUUUACCUGAGGGAAAAGUUGGAAGCACGACACCGAGACGAGCCGGCCAUAAAACGAUCUGGCAACGGGAGUGGAAAGGUCAAUGAAGACAGUCUUUCAGGCUGCCGAACAGCGAAGCAUUUUCUCUCGAGCUCAGUGCCGGCACCUACCUUUGUCGAUGGGUUGGCACAUUCUGUGAUUGGAUCAUCCAUCAGAUCACCCUCCCUUCACUCAGUAUUCAGUAUGGAUGAUAGCAAUGGCCUGCAGUCACCACGGAAACAACCUCCUCCUAAGCCAAAGCGGGACCCCAAUACACGACUGAGUGCUUCAUAUGAGGCGGUGACUGCAUGCAUUUCGGCGGCUUCUAAAGAAGCAACAAAUGAAGUUUUGACUAAACCAAGACCUCACAGCGAUGAUUACAGCACAAUGAAAAAGAUUCCUCCACCAAAGCCCAAAAGAAGCCCCAACACCAGACUGACAGGUUCAUAUGAAGAGAUCUAUGUAAGGAAGCCAUCUGUACCAAAAUUCACCAGCACAAUGACUAAAGGAGCACACAGCACCGGGACUAUUCAACGCGCCGCGUCUGCUGAUGGGCCCCACUAUGGCACUUUGAGUCUCCAUUUGUCCCAAGAUGAGGAUGUGGAGCCUGUUUACAUAGAAAUGGGAGGGACCGGUGGAACCACUGGAAAUUAUCUGGCAGAGAUGGACAGUCCCGAUCAAGGAGAAUCUGUUUAUGAAGAAAUGAAAUAUUGUUUGCUAGACAGCAACUCAAGUACUUCCUUCUUCCCAAAGCAGGCAGCUUGUCCUCCCCUUCACACAGAAAUGAAAACCCCAACAUUGCCUGAGGACUUCAGAACAGGCACCGCUCCCAUGGCAAGCUGCCAGGAAUUAGUAUGUGAUAUUCCUCCACCGUUUCCAAACCUCCUCCCCCAUCGGCCCCCUCUACUUGUAUUUCCUCCAACACCAGUACAGUGUUCCCCUGCUUCUGAUGAAUCACCACUUACACCUCUUGAGGUGAAAAGAUUGCCAGUUCUGGAAACUAAUUUGAAUUACUCUGUGCAAUCAGACGGCAUAUCGCCUGCUUCUCAACCAUAUACAAGCCAUCAAAAAGGAGAAAGUAAUACACCACCAUCCCCUGGAGUGGGUGUGUUCAGUAUAUCAGGAAAAAUGUCUCCACCCUCAACAUCACCUCCUCUUCCUUCAAUCCCUACACCCCCCUACAGGCAAAGCUCACAUUUUAUUUUCCCACCAGACACUUCCACAUCAUGCUUUGUCAGCACAGGAAAACUAGCUAUGAGCACAGAUGCACCCAAAGUACCUCAGAAACCUACUCCCCUGCAAGGAGGGACCUCUAUGAGCUCUACAAGAUUGCCUUGUUCACCAGUAAAAAGCUGCAGGACAGAACCUGGGAAGAGCCAACCUUCCUCAGCAGGGAGUGCAUCACUAUUUCCUUACUCUUCCACUAUUAAUAGGCCAAUUACCAGCCCCCUUGAUGAGCUGAACAGUCUUUUCAGCUCAGGGCGCAGUCUUCUUCGAAAAUCAGCAGUAGGGAUGAAGAUACGGGAGCAAGCAAGCACAAAUAGUGAAGGAAAUUUGAGUCUGUCUAACAGACAAGAGAACUGUGAAACAGAAAAUGUAACGGAGACGCAGGAUAGAAACGCCAAUAACCCUUUGACCACCUUGCCCCCUGUGGUACCUGCAGUUCCGUCAGUGGAGAAUGGAAAUCAACUUUUGAAUGAUCCCUCUCUCCAUGGAGAAAAUUUUCAGGAAUUACGAUUGAAUUCCCAGCAUGGAGUCUCAAUAGACAGCAACAUGGACUGGCGAAUUAGACACUGAGGCCACGACUCAGGAUUCAUGCUGCUCAGUACCUUUGCUGAUUUUCUGUGCUCUGAUUGAACAAGACUGCGCCAGGAAGUUUUCUGAAAAUGGCAUCCUAUUUAUUGGCAGAGCCGUGAAAGGAUUAACUCCUCUGCUUAAAUCACAGACAGAGGAAUUUCAGAAAGACUUGCUGAUUGAUCUUGUGCUAACGUCAAAUAUUUUGCCUUUCUUUCUUUUCCAUAAAACAUCAUAUCGAGGGAAACGGUGCCUCCCAAAUUGUGUCCGACGCAGCUAGCUUAAACGAGUCCAAGUAAAAUUGAACAUUAAAAUGGAAUAAUAGUCAUUUUGAAAAUUAUGCUGAGCUCAUUCCGUAUAUGGGUAUUUUUCUCAUUAAGGAACCAACAUUCUGGAGCCGAUAUUUGACAUCUGUGUAAUAGAUGCAAAAUGAACACAACAAUAACCAAUCUAGAAGGACAGAAGCCCGUGUUCAAUCCACAUCAGGGCACAGACCUCUGCUACAUUGGUCGGGUACAUCUUCAGCCAUCUCUGGUUAUAAAAUCAUACCGUUGUACAGCACGGCAACAAACCGUUUGGUUCAACUUGUCCCUGCUGACCAGAAAUCCAAAAUUAAUCUGAUCCCAUUCGCCAACAUUUGGCUCAUAUCCCUCUAAACACUUCCUAUUCGUAUACCCAUACAGUUGCCUUUUAAAUAUUAUAAUUGUACCAGCCUCCACCACCUCCUCUGGCAGCUCUAUCUGCACAUGUACCACCCUCUACAUGAAAAAGUUGCCCCUCAGGUCCCUUUGAAAUCUUUCUCCUCUCACCUUAAACCUACGCCUUUUAGUUUUGGACUCCCCUACCCUGGGAAAAAAGUCUUGGCUAUUCACCCCAUCCACGCCCCUCAUGACUUUAUACAUCUCUAUCAGGCCAUCAGCUUGAAAUGAAUGCUACCCUAAGUUCUAUAUUGAAAAUGAGCUCUUGUUCACAUUAUUAACUGUACUCUCAUAUUUGCUUCCUCUGUCUUUUGACAGUUCUGAAGAAAAGUCACAACAAACUCAAAAUGUUAAUUCUGUUCCAAUCCCCAUAGAUGCUGCUAGACUUGCCAUGUUUUUGCAACAUUUUCUAGUUUUCCAUGAUCUGCAGUAUUUGGCUUUUAAUUUCUCCCUGCAGUUGGCCCUUGGUCUCUGGAAACUUUGAGUAAUAAUAUUUAUUCCUGACAGCCAAUCCAGAAAACCUUAAAAAAAGACUAUUGAAAGUUGUUCAAAAAAAGAUUUCAAAACUUUGAAACUGCUCCUGCACAAUACAAUACCUCUUUUGAAUAUCAGCCUUUACUUCCUUUUGUCUUAUUCCUGCAGGCAUCAGAGCCAGUCAAAACAUAACACUAAUAUUUCCAUCUGUGGAUCUUUUCAAUUAGCUUCAUGAUAUUAAGGUAGUUCUUGAUCCUCUCCAGGCCACUGCGAACCCAUUCGGCUCAGCAUGCUGAUGUCUGUAGUCACUAACAGCUCUUCAAUGCAACCUUGUUUUUGUUGAAAUCAUGAGCUAUGUGCCAAGUGAAAGCUAAAAUACUUCCUUCUAAGAUAAAGAAGUAUUACAGUUAUUUCUUCACUUGUAAACUGCAGAAUCACAAGCAGUAAUCAAAUCUGAUUUAAAUAUAGUUUACUUCAUAAAGUGAUCUGGAAAUGAGGAAAAGGAAAAUGAUCCUAGAAGCAAAAGAGAAGUUUGUUUCCCAUUUAUUGUCCAUUUCUUCACAAAGGUAGAUUUCACUUGUUCAUAUGACUUUUACAGAAGAUCUGAACUCAAGUUGUAGAAUUAUGGUAAAGAUAGUUAAUAAUGAAAUGUGUUAAUUCUCUGAUUAAUAGUUGAGAAGACAAUUAAGAAGGUCGUAGUUGAUGCAUCUAAACAGCUGAUCAUACAGAACUUCAGAAAGAACACUGCACUUCAAAAUGAUCUAUUUGCUUUAUCCUCCUCCUACCCUGACCCCUCUUCCAGGGCAAAAAAAUCAUGAAUAAAAUGUAGUGUGUACUUUAAAUGUUUAAAAGUAUUUAUGUUGUAUCAUAAAUUAUGUUUACAAUCUAAUUGUGUUUGAUGGUAACAUGUUGGGGCACACUCGCCUCUUUUGCAUGUUGUUUUUGGUGCUUUUUCAUUUCAAACUGGAUCUAUCUUUCAGGAAGCUGCAUUUCUCUGGGUGAUGUGGUUUAUGCAGUCAAAAAACUGAUAUUGAGUCUUUGCUGAUUUUAGUAACACUUUGCUUUUGUAAUUUACAGUGUAAUAUUAUCAAUCAAAUCCUGGUCUAAAAUUUCUAUCAGUGUCAUA